CGAAAGUCGCGGUUGUUUGUCUUCCGGUCCUCUGGCAGCAUGGCGAACUUCGAGCAUGCUGUGGAGGAUCCAAAACAUGUGGACUUGUCCAACAAUAUGAGCGCUGCUGGCGCCCCGGUGAAUCCGUCCUCUGCUCCGGACAGAGAUGCGGGCUGCGUGGUCCCCUCCUUCGCGGCCGCGUCGGAGCUCCUGCCAGUGCCGUACUCGUGUCUGGUGCUGAACUCCCACCGGAGACAUGUCGCUCUGGCGCCGCAGUACUUGAACAAGAAGAAGACUGGCAUCCAGGAGGAGCUGGACGGAGAGCUGCUGAAGUUUUCCCAGAGUUUGAAUGGAGUGCUGUUAGCCUAUGACAACAUUAGGAUUUUGGGAAGAAAUGGGGACAUCUACAAUGACAGCGGCUACAUCCACAUGGACAUAGAAGCCAGCUUCAUUGUAUUUCAGCCCAAAAGGGGACAGAAACUCCUGGGUAAAGUGAAUAAACUGGGAGUGAGCCAUGUUGGCUGCCUCGUGCACAGUUGUUUCAAUGCCAGCAUUCCCAGGCCAACUCUGGUGUCCAUAGAGACCUGGAGGGAUGCGGGUCCUAAAGUCGGGACAGAGCUGGAGUUUAAGGUGACCGCGCUCGAUGCUGAUGCUGCAGGAGUUCUGCUGAUCAGGGGACAGCUGGGCCGGACCAGAGUCCAGGAGCUGCUAGCUAUUAGUGAGAGUUCAGAGUCCAGAGUUCCCACGGACAAGCCAGAACCACAGGAUGCAGAACCUUCCACCGAGCCGACCCAAGGGUCCUCUGAUGACACGCCCAGGAAAAAGAAGAAGAAGAAGAAGAAGAAAGAUGAAAUCAAAGAGGAGGAGACAGAAGGAGAAAUAGGAAUUCCUGACAGUCAGCUGUUGGACAGCAACACUGCACCAGAGCUGAACAUAACAACAGAUGAUAAAAACGGUGGUAAGAAAAAGAAGAAAAAGAAAAAAGAGAAGCAUCUUAAAGAAGAAGAGGAGACGACAGAGAGAGAAAUAGGAAUUCCUCCCAGCCAGCCGGACUGUAACGCAACACCAGAGCUGAACGGAACAAGGGACGAGACGAGCGCUGGCGAGAAGAAGAAGAAGAAAAAGGAGAAGCAUUUUAAAGAAGAGGAGGAGGAGAUGGAGAUCCGUCAUGUGGAGAACUUCAGUAGAGAUGAGAAGACGGGUAAGAAAAGGAAGCAUGACAGCGAAGAUCAAACACCAGUAAAAUCUAAGAAGAGAAGGAAAGAUUGAGCCUAAGAAGCAGAACAAAGACGGCUCAGUGUUGUUGUCGAGUAGCAGACCGGGCCUGCAGACAGCUCCGGAGGGAAAUCCCCGUGUGCCUUAACGGUCACAAAAGAAGAUUGAAUGUUUUCUGAGCUGAUUCAGGUGUGGUGUAAUUCCAGCUGGCUGCCUGAUGGUGGCGCAAAACCACCUCAGAUAAAACCGUCAGCAUCAUCAUUACACAGACCAGACCGUCUGACUGGACCGACAGAGUCUUUAUUCUCUUUAGGAGACAAAACUGUGCCCUGCUGCUGCAUAUUUCUAAUGUUUUGGAGGACAAAAGCCACACGGCCCAGAAAAAUCAGCUCAGAUUCCUUUUAUUAAACUUUAGGUGAACCUUUAGUGAGUACUCACUCCCUGUUUUAACCAAAAACCACAGAAAUGUGAAAUAAAUAUUCAAUUCCCAGA
Nothobranchius furzeri (turquoise killifish) is the source of this 1686-nucleotide messenger RNA. RefSeq names its product RNA polymerase I subunit F (gene polr1f). Gene Ontology annotation, biological process: DNA-templated transcription; DNA-templated transcription initiation. The record is from RefSeq and is a predicted model, not a curated record. Lineage: Eukaryota; Metazoa; Chordata; Actinopteri; Cyprinodontiformes; Nothobranchiidae. Gene Ontology annotation, cellular component: RNA polymerase I complex.